Molecule: messenger RNA, 2485 nt
Organism: Lates calcarifer (barramundi perch)
Lineage: Eukaryota; Metazoa; Chordata; Actinopteri; Centropomidae
Gene: nle1
Product: notchless homolog 1 (Drosophila)
Exons: 13
Coding region: 131-1567 (478 amino acids)
Biological process (GO): ribosomal large subunit assembly; Notch signaling pathway
Cellular component (GO): nucleolus
Molecular function (GO): protein binding
Source: RefSeq, a predicted model, not a curated record
UCCGUCCACUCAGUUGACAACUUCAGCCUCUUGGAGCAUCUUUCAUUUAAAGGCUCUUCUGUGGUACACACGUGGGGAGUUAAAACACAUCGCUACCUCGCUAAAGAUUUGGAUCUAAACUAAACAGAGGAUGGCGAGUGAGGACGUGGAGCGGCUGCUGAUCCAGUUUCAGAACGAGGAAGGGGAGGUUCUGGGUUCACCUUUUGAUGUGCCUUUAGACAUCACCCCAGACAAACUACAGCUGGUCUGCAAUGCACUGCUACAGAAGGAAGAGCCUGUACCACUGGCAUUUUUUGUGCGAGGAGAGGCUGAGGUGGUGUCCGAUCUGAGGUCUUGUGUGAAGGCUCUUGGGGUUGAAACAGAGCAAGUCCUGCCAGUUGUGUACCAGCCUCAGGCUGUGUUCAGGGUUCGAGCUGUUGCCCGCUGUACAAGCACACUACAGGGACACACAGAAGCUGUCAUCUCAACUGCUUUCAGCCCCACUGGCAAAUAUUUGGCCAGUGGUUCAGGUGAUACCACAGUGCGUUUUUGGGACUUGAUGACUGAGACACCUCACCACACUGCCAGAGGACACACACAUUGGGUACUGAGCAUCGCCUGGUCACCUGAUGGAAAGAAACUGGCUUCAGGGUGCAAGAACAGUCAGAUCUGUCUUUGGGAUCCAGUUACUGGUUCACAGAUGGGGAAAACUUUAACAGGACACACCAAGUGGAUCACUUGGCUCUGCUGGGAACCUCUCCAUCUCAACCCAGAGUGUCGGUACUUGGCCAGUAGCUCUAAGGAUGGCUCAGUACGCAUCUGGGACACAGUGUUGGGACGCUGUGAGAAGAUCCUGACUGGACACACUCAGUCAGUCACCUGUGUGAAGUGGGGUGGAGAUGGACUUCUGUACACUUCUUCUCAGGACAGAACAGUCAAAGUCUGGAGAGCCAAAGAUGGUGUCCAGUGCAGGACUCUGCAGGGUCACGCCCACUGGGUGAACACCCUGGCUCUCAGCACAGAUUACGUCCUGCGCACUGGUGCUUUUGAACCUGCAACUGCCACUGUCAACCCACAGGACCUCACUGGAUCAUUGGAAGAGUUGAAGGAGAAAGCCUUGCAGAGAUAUAAUAAAGUUAGGGGUUCGGCUCCAGAGCGCUUGGUGUCUGGCUCUGAUGACUUCACCUUGUUUCUGUGGAACCCUGCUGAAGACAAGAAGCCUCUGGCCAGGAUGACCGGCCACAGCGCCCUGGUCAAUGAAGUGCUCUUCUCCCCAGACACCAGGCUCCUCGCCUCUGCCUCAUUUGACAAAUCCAUUAAAAUUUGGGACGGACGCACUGGAAAGUACUUAAUGUCCCUGCGUGGCCAUGUGGCAUCUGUGUAUCAAGUGGCGUGGUCAGCAGACAGCAGGCUGCUGGUCAGCGGCAGCAGCGACAGCACACUUAAAGUUUGGGACAUAAAGACUGGAAAGCUCAACAUGGACCUGCCUGGCCACGCUGAUGAGGUUUAUGCAGUGGACUGGAGUCCUGAUGGGCAAAGAGUGGCCAGUGGUGGGAAAGACAAAUGUCUCAGAAUAUGGAGGAGAUAGCUACACCUCUGUUCUACUUCCUAAUGUUGACAGAGGAUUCACAUCUUCUACUGUCAAGAAACCUGACAGCUGGAGCAAGGGUGGCUAGACUGUACCUAAUCUGCCAUUUGGCUUUAUACACUGUCUGUCCAAAGUGGCAUUGUGUCAAGGAACUUUAGUCUGGCCAUGACGCAAAUACUGUGGCAAUAUUGAUGACUGUAAAGGUGUUCAGCUCAGUGGAAAUGUAAGAUGAGGUCAUUGUGAAUAGAAGCUGUACUGUAUUUCAGUAUUAGCAUCUCAGAUUUUAGCUAUGAAAGGGUUUCCAUUCAUGUACGUAUUGCUUUGUACACAUCUGGGGUCCUGAUGUGAAAGAACCAUAUGCAGAAACCACAAACAGGGUUAUAUAUUUAAACAUAAGACUUUAACCUAAUUUUUAAAUUCCUGAACACAGGAUCUAUUCUAAGAAAAAAUAUUCCACAUUGAGAGAUAAACAAAGAUUCAACCAACGCUUCAGGAAAGCAAACAUAUUUCUGAGGAUUAUGUUUGUCCCCCUCCUUCUUCACCUCAAACCUUACCAGAUGAACUACAUCCUGUAGAUGACAGGUGGGCUGGGGAGGCAACAGGUGGGAGCGCUAAUACCUUCCUCUGUGAUGUUAAUGCCGACGGCUCUCGCCCUGCUCCUUCAGCCUUUAAUCUCCUCUGUCUUGCGGUCAGCAAAGCUGCAACCUGCUGAUUUUUUUUUCUGCCUGUGUGGUGAAGCCAAGUGUCACCAACUGUGUGAUGGAAAAACCAGGUUCACCUCUCCAGUUAAAAUAAGUUUUCUGUAUUCAGCUGGCUUUGGGAAUAUUUAACAAAUAUUUACAUCACCGCUUUUAGUCCAAUUCUAAUUAAUUGGAUAACGUCCUAUACAGAAAAUAAAAUAAAUAACAGCAACUCUUA